Messenger RNA from Medioppia subpectinata, 303 nucleotides. The record is from the annotation of a GenBank genome assembly. NCBI's taxonomy places the organism in Eukaryota, Metazoa, Arthropoda, Arachnida, Sarcoptiformes, Oppiidae.
GAUAGCAUUGGGAAGAGUGCCGACGACUGCUUUGAGUCAACCAAUUGGGUUCAUCCCUCCAGCCUUUACAUGGUUUUCAAAGGGUUAUAAGGAUGCCUUUCAAAGUGGGGAACAGGAGCCAUGGGUUUUCAGGGGAGGUUUGACCGGCGAAUUACAGAGAUUACUACCCGUUGAAUCAGUUAGCGAUCUAUUCUUAUAUAAAGCCCCGGAAUCUCCUUCGAGUCAGAUCUACACAAUUAGACCAUACCUUCAAUCUGACGAGUCGUAUGUAUACGAUGUCUGUCGGAAGACAUAUGCUUUGGA